Messenger RNA from Fraxinus pennsylvanica, 3054 nucleotides. The record is from the annotation of a GenBank genome assembly. NCBI's taxonomy places the organism in Eukaryota, Viridiplantae, Streptophyta, Magnoliopsida, Lamiales, Oleaceae.
AUGGCGGCGGAGGAUGACGAAGGCGACACAUUCAGAGACUUUAAAUUCCCAUCCUUCCCUCCCAAUCCUCCUCCUACCACCACCUUCCAUUCUCAUCAUUUACCCCCAUCCAAUGCCAUUAAUUCGUCCACCGACGAUGACAAAUGGGGCGAUUUCGUCGAAUUCCCGCAGCAACUCUCCUCCACCCAAUCAGAACCCUCCAAAUCUCAAUCAGCCGAUUCCAAAAUGAUGAUACCGACUCGGUGGGUGAAGCCGAGUGGCGCAUUGCCACUUGCGUUAUUUGGGGAUGCCGAGGAGGAAGAGCAUGAGGAUGGGGGUGGGGUUGAUCUCAAUUCCAGUUUUGAUAGUAAUGAUACUAGGAAUGGAUCGGAUUACAAAUGUGUUGGUAAUACUAAUACUUUUGGGGUUAAUGACAUUAUUGCUAAUCUGUAUAAUCAGACUCGGAAGAUCAAAUUUGAAAAUGGAUCUGGAACGAAUUCCAGCCCCAGUGUUGAUUCCAAUGCUAAUGAUUUGAUUUUGGAUGAUAAGAGUGCGGAAGUGAGGGUUGAAAAUGGAUUUUAUUCCUGCUCGAAAUUGAAUGCUGUAAGUUUGGGAUUUAGUGAGUGGAACCUAGAUUUUAACGGGAUGAAUUUGAAUUCUAAUGUCAAUGGUACUAAAAACUUGAGUGAUAAGAGUACUGAAAAUGGAUCUGGUACGAAUUCCAACACCAGGGUUGAUUCGAAUGCAAAUGAUUUGGUUUUGGAUAGUAAGAGUAGGGAGGUGAAGGUUGAAAAUGGAUUUUCUUAUAGCUCAAAUUUGAAUGCUGCAAGUUCCUUAUUUAGUGAUUGGAAUAUGGAUUUUAAUGGGAUGAAUUCUAUUGUCGAUGGUACAAAAAGUUUAAGUGUUCACAGCCAGCAGAUAAAGAGUGAGAACUUUGGGUUAAGUAUUAAAUCGAAUGGAUCGGAUGCAUAUCAAGAUGGCUCAAGCUCGCAUCUUUUGGGUGGAUGGACUUUGGAAUUAAAUAAGUUGACUUCAAAUUUCGAUAAGAAUGGUAGAGAAAAGGAAUUGGAUGGAACCACACGUGAUGAUGACAAGGAUGAUGACGUAGAUGAAGGAUGGGAAUUUAAGGAUGCGUAUUCAGAAUGGAGGCCUGGAGAUGUGAAUAAUAUGGUUGACUCCAACGUGCAUGACUUUUCUGGGAAAAGUGCAUACUCAUCUGGGAUUGGUAGUGGCUCAAUUGAUUUGUUUGACGCCGCAAAUCAAUCUAUUGAUUUGUUUUCCGCUUCAACUGAAGUUGAUUUGUUUUCCACCUCCAGUGGUUUUCCUAGUAGUUCCCAGGAAGUGAACUUAUUUGAGGUCCAGCCAAGUAUAGCAGCUCCAAUCAGUUUUGUUUCAGAUACAAACUCAAACAUUGAAUGUACUGAUAUUAAAGAUGGGUUGAACCCUAGUUUGGAUGUUGGAUAUGCUGAAUCUGAUGAUGGUUUUGGGGAAUUUACCAAUGCAUUCUCUGAAAGUGAACCAAAGCCAAGGGAAGCAUUGGAUGAUAUUCUUUCUCUAUCUAAAGAAGCAGUAUCGAUGCUGGAUGGCAAAGUACAGGGGAAGGAGACUAAGUUAAAUAAUCAUGAAGGUGCACUGCACCUAUCCAUCUUCGGCGAUGAAGAGCCAGAAACUAAUGGUCACGUGGAUGUUCAAGAUGCUUUUAUGCAUCAGCCCACUUCUUAUCAAAGAAAUAGUCAUGCUUCCAACUCAGUUAUUCCUAUUAAUGAUCUUUUAUCAAAUUUAUACAGCCAAGCCGAGCAGGCUUCUUCUGUAGACACCAUGCAAAAACCAAUUGAAAUCAAGUUGAGCCCAUCUGAUGCAGUGUCGAAGUCAGACAGAGUGCAUAAUGAUGAUGGUGGUUUUGAUGAUAAUACAUGGGAAUUUACGGAUAACUUCUCUAAAAAGAGAAACAACGAUGAGGCCUCUCUUUUUAGUGUUGAAGAUGAACAUUUGGUCAGCUCUUCCAAGCUGGAGUUGAAUAAUUUUGUGGAUUUCUAUUCUAGAUUAAAGGAUGAGUUGUGCUUCAUUGCUAAAGUUCAUAUAGAAAGCCUAAAGAAUGCUCGAAGUACUGCUGCUCUUUCUAGCAAAUUUGCAGAAGUGGCAGCUCUUGAUAAUGAAAUUCUGGAGGCUUCCAAGGAACUUGAUCAAAUGAAUGUUAUAUUUAAAGAGGAUGAUUCACUGGAUCACCCUUCAGGAGAAAGUUAUCUCAAGGAAUUUAUUGAAGUUCUUUUUGAGCCAAAGUUUCUAGUACUUGAAUCAGAAUAUCACUUAUCAGAAAAAUUGCUACUAGUGAAGCGGGAUCUGAGAUUAGCCAUAGAACUUAUAAAACAUACAACAACUAUGAUGAAGAUAUUGAAGUUAGGAACAUUGGAGGAACAACAAAUGUAUGUUACGACAUGGUUCGAGAUGAUUUCUGUUUGCAGUCAAGAGUUGAAGCAUGGUUCCUUAAUUUGGAAGCAGGCAAUUGAGAAGAAAAUUCAAAGUCAGAUACUGUCUGAACCUCAAGGACGGGAGUUUAUAUUAGCCGUAGGAGAGAUUUACAAGGUUGUGGUGAUAAUUGGAGCUUCAGCCAAAAUUUUCAAGCCUUGGACCAUAUCCUGUUGGUCAAACAUUGAUAUUCUUCUAGAGGAAUGUCAUACUCUAUGGUCGACUUCAGGAUUUGAAGAAGCUCUUUUGAGUGUAUCAGAAACAUCUUCAUCAGAUGAUGCAUCAUUGAUUAAGUCCAUCAAAUACAUAUGUGGUCUUGAUGCAUUUGCUCUUCAAAACUGUUUUUUCACACAGCAUGAAUCUUUAUGCCGGCUAUCAAUUUUAUCUGCAGGAGCAGUACCAGGCAUGAAGAUGAUAAUGUGGGAAGAUGAGCAAUACUUUGUGACACUUGCGAAUUUGUGGUCAAAUUUGAUGUUGGAACGACUGGCGAGUGGUGGUGGUGAUGAUGAUCUAGGUGCACUUCGGCAACUCCUGACUGAUCAACCUAAUAUUCCCAGAGAAGAAGUGCAAUUGAUAUUUCAUAAGGUUUUUGCUGAAGAACUCUGCUGA